GAGCGGAAGUUGCAGCGUGGCGUUGAAUUCUACUUUGACGUCACUCUUUUAAACAAGUGAGCGAGAGAGAGCGCAGGGCGGUGACGAUUAAAAGCCACACAGACACACACGGACACACACCCACUCGGGUCGACCUGCCUCUGCCUUAAUGCCUUCAUUUGAGGAGAUCAAUCCUUCAUCUUUGGCGAUGUAAACGGCAGCGUGGGUGUCAUCUGGUGCCGCUCCCUUCUGAAACACACAAGGAAGCGAUUCAUCCAAGUGUAUUUAUAGAACCAAACCAGGUGCUUUCAAAAUGAUGCCAGGGAUUUCAGAGGUGAAGAAGAAGUGGGCAGCGGUUCGCGGCCGCCUGGGAUCAUCGCAGGACUCAGACACCCAACAGGAAGCCAACUUGGAGAAUGCUGAUCCGGAGCUCUGUAUCAGACUGCUCCAGGUUCCCACUGUGGUUAACUAUUCCGGCCUGAAGCGGCGCCUGGACGGAAGCGACCAGACAUGGAUGGUCCAGUUCCUGGAGCUGAGCGGGCUGGAUCUCCUCUUGGAGGCGCUGGACCGCCUUUCGGGCCGAGGUUGCUCUCGCAUCGCAGACGCCCUUCUGCAGCUCACCUGUGUCAACUGCGUCCGUGCUGUCAUGAACUCUUCAGCAGGGAUCCACUUCAUCAUUGAGAACGAGGGAUACAUCCGGAAGCUCUCCCAAGCCUUGGACACCUCCAACACCAUGGUAAAGAAGCAGGUGUUUGAGCUACUUGCAGCCCUCAGCAUGUUCUCAACAGAUGGUCAUCGCCUUGCCCUGGAUGCUCUGGACCACUACAAGGGUGUGAAGACGCAUCACUAUCGCUUCAGCGUGAUCAUGAACGAGUUGCAAGCCACAGACAACGUUCCUUACAUGGUCACGCUCCUCAGUGUCAUCAACGCCCUCAUUUUCGGCUGCGAUGACCUGAGGCAGAGAGAUAAGAUGAGGAAGGAGUUUAUCGGGCUUCAAGUUCUUGACAUUUUACCAAAAUUAAGAGAACAGGAGGAUGAAGACUUGAUUAUUCAAUGUGAAGCUUUUGAAGAGGCAAUGGCUGAAGAUGAGGAGGAGCUCUUGCGAGUGUAUGGCGGGAUCGACAUGAGUAAUCACCUGGAGGUCUUUACAACUCUCUUUAACAAGGUGAGCAGCUCCCCAGCUUCUCUCCAGCUGCUGUCCAUCCUGCAGACACUGCUCCUGCUGGGGCCAAGCCGCUCUGAUAUCUGGUUGGCUCUGGAGGCCAUCACUAAUAGAGCCAUACUGUUGGCAGAGGACUCUCAGAUAGGGUCAUUUGAGAAGAUUAUGGAGCGUCUGAUGUUCUCCAAGGGCAAGUACUCUGAGGGUGAUCAAGAAGUGGAUGGCGAGCCUGUCAGAGUGGACGAGGCUUCACAGACUGGUCAGCAAGACCAAAAGCAGCUGGACAAAUGCUCAGCAUCAUCUCAGGAGCCACUCUUUGCUUCUCCGCCGCCACCGCCACCACCACCACCACCGCCGCCGCCACUUCCUCCAAAUAUGACAGGAGGUUCUCUUCAGUGCCCACCACCACCUCCUCCACUCCCUGGUGGAUUUGCUGGACCUCCACCACCCCCUCCUUUACCUGGAAUGAUGCUACCACCACCACUACCUUGCGGUCCUGGUAUGGCUCCCCCACCGCCUCCCCCUCUCCCAGGUAUGAGCAACGGACUACCGCCACCACCUGCCUUACCUGGCAUGCCACCACCUCCCCCCUCAGACAUUAUAGUGGCUCAGAGCAGCUAUGUUCUCGGAUGCAGCAUACCUGCAAGAUGUCCCACUCUGAGGAUGAAGAAGCUCAACUGGCAGAAACUCAGAUCUGUUACAGAUGGUCACUCCAUGUGGGCUUCGGUUCAGAAAGAGCCUUCUCCUCACAAGCCGGACUAUAGCAGUAUCGAGGAGCUGUUCAGUCUCCCGGUGACUGAGCGCAAAGACAAGGGGGCAGCUGCUCCUGUGAAGAAGGAGCCAAAAGAGAUUUCUUUCAUUGAUCCAAAGAAAAACCUGAAUCUAAACAUAUUCCUGAAGCAGUUCAAAUGCUCCAAUGAGGACUUUGUGGUGAUGAUUCAGAAAGGUGAUAGAACCAGGUUUGAUGUAGAGGUGCUAAAACAGCUCCUGAAGCUCCUGCCAGAGAAGCAUGAGAUUGAAAACUUGAAGUCUUUCCAAGGGGAAAAGGAAAAAUUGGCAAAUGUUGAUCGUUUCUUCACAUCGCUCCUCACUGUCCAAUGUUAUCAGCUGAGGAUUGAGUGCAUGUUGUUGUGUGAGGAGACUGCAUCAGUGUUGGACAUGCUCCAACCUAAAGUCAAGCUGCUUGAUGAGGCCUGUCAUGCUCUCAGGACAAGCACGCUUAUUCCCUCUUUCUGUAGGCUUAUCCUCGACGUGGGCAAUUUUCUCAACUACGGAAGCCACACAGGAAAUGCCGAGGGAUUCAAGAUCAGCUCGCUUCUCAAGCUUACAGAAACUAAAGCCAACAAGAGCCGCAUUACACUGCUUCAUCACAUCUUAGAGGAAGCAGAAGAAAACCAUCCAGAGCUAUUGGCAUUGCCAGAGGACAUUGAAACCUGCCAUAAGGCUGCAGGAGUGAAUCUGGAUUCUGUCCAGUCCGAAGCCAACACCUUACUUAAACGACUGAAUGAAGCGACCAGGAAAGUCUCCAACUCUGUGGAAGAUGUGAAGGAGCAAUAUGCAAAAGUUCUUGAGGAAAAUCUGGAGGCGUGUCGUACUUUGAGUGAAAGAUUUGUGGAUAUUGACAAGAAAAGGAGUGAACUAGCUGUCUACUUGUGUGAAGAUGCCAGUAAGCUGUCGCUCGAAGAGCUUUUUGGAACAAUCAAGACUUUCCGGGAACUUUUCAUCAAGGCACUGAAGGACAAUAAGACCAGGAAAGAGCAGGCAGCCAAAGCUGAGAAGAGAAAGAAGCAGCUGGCAGAGGAAGAGUCCAAGAGACAGAAGGGAGAGAAUGGAAAAAUAAUCAAGAAAGGCUUUGUGCCACAGGACGACGGCUGCAUAAUUGACCACCUGCUUGCGGACAUCAGGAAGGGUUUCACCCUAAGAAAGACCAGGCCAAGGUGCGAUUCGGAAAGCCUCCCUCAUAGUGAAAUGAGUAGGGAUACCUGCCCACCUGGGUCAACUGUGAAGCCUGCAGGCGAAAAAGUCGCAGAAGUAGCCUGCACCGUUUCUACUCCUAUUACACUUCCAACAGAGGCUCACCAAGUUGGCACAGGCGAGGUCAACGGCUUCAUCAGCUCACCAAACGAGGCUCCUUCGAUGCCUCAGGCUGUGAUGCAAGUGGCUACCUCACCCCAACCAACUCCAGGGGAAGCCGCCUCGAUUGCACCGGCACCCCCGGAAAGGCCGACAUUGCUACAGGAGGAGCAGAGCUCAGCCAUGCCUACAGUUCCCCAAACUAACCUUCAGGUGGAACCCAAGCCAUGUCUCCUCACAGAUGGUUUCUCUGUAGAUUCAACCGAAACCAGUGUACUCAGCCCAUGCUCCCUGUCAGACACCGACCUGAUCGACGCUGUGUUAGAGGAAACUUCCAGCUUGGUACCUGAGAAGUUAACACCUGAGGAGCCAGCAGACAUUAGUGUGAAUGUUGAACUCGCAGGAAACACUGCUGCUAGAGAAAGGAAUCCAAAGAUGGAUGAGGACAGUCAAACUAGUAAUAAGAGUUGUUUAAAAGAGGCUGAAGGAAAAGAGGAAGGUCUAGAUUUGCACGCUGCUAAACCACCUGGGCAGAACGUGGUCGUGAGCUGUGUGCCUGCAGACCCCAAAAGCAACAAGACCCAUACUGAGAGCAUCUUGGGUUGUGAUGUCCAAGAUGGAGUUGAAUUUGAAGAUACUUCAUCACUAAACCCCGAACCAAAGAAACAGCCAAGCUUCUUUAAACGCAACAAAAAGAGGAAUCCAGGUAACAGUGGGAAAGGACACAUUAAACCUAAAAAGGGCUGUGUGUUGCAAUGAGGCGAUUCCAAAAAAAGGAGAUCAAGAGGAAAAAGGAAAAAGUUGACGUCACAGCAGCUGUAAACUGGCAGGACUCCAGUGUGCAAUAUAUUUUAUGAGAUUGCAGAAGAUUGUUUUCUAGACCAAGAAGCGUUUAUAAUCUCGAUCAUCCGAGGCUGGGACUAUGACAACAUUUUGAGUGUAAAGACGUCACCAUGUAAAUGAAUUGUUUUUGAUUGUGACAGAAAAGAGUUGGAAAAUGUGCUUUAUAUGUUUUGUAUCGUAAAAGUGGUAUGUGUUUGCUUUCACCAAUUUAAGACGCUAAUAUAAAAAGAUGGGAGAAAUAUUUAAACAUGUUCUGAUGUAUAAUAACCACUAUCUUAAUGACGGCAUAUAAUGUAACUUAAUGAUUAAUCUUUUAAUAAAAGUAA
Molecule: messenger RNA, 4380 nt
Organism: Phycodurus eques (leafy seadragon)
Lineage: Eukaryota; Metazoa; Chordata; Actinopteri; Syngnathiformes; Syngnathidae
Gene: inf2
Product: inverted formin 2
Exons: 23
Coding region: 293-3970 (1225 amino acids)
Biological process (GO): actin cytoskeleton organization
Molecular function (GO): small GTPase binding; actin binding
Source: RefSeq, a predicted model, not a curated record